Angiostrongylus costaricensis is the source of this 450-nucleotide messenger RNA. The record is from the annotation of a GenBank genome assembly. NCBI's taxonomy places the organism in Eukaryota, Metazoa, Nematoda, Chromadorea, Rhabditida, Metastrongylidae.
AUUCAUUAUCUGGGUUGUUCAAAAAUCAAUGACCCAUUAAACGAGUCGGAAAUGCUGAAACUUAUGCGUUUCUUGGACGAGCAGCGGACGUCGGCUACCGUCACCGUAUCUUUGGCCGUCCCACAUUCGUCUCGGGGAUUCGUCGUGCUUCGUGACAAUAGUGGAGGCGAACUGACAUCUUUUCCGGUGCACAGGAUUCGAUUUUGUGUCCGAGGUCGUCUGGAUUCCGCGCAGAAGCACUGUUUCAGCUUAUCCUUCACGCAUCACGGUGCCGACGGUGAACAGACACAUCAAUGCCACGUCUUUCGGAGUGCUCAACCUGAUGCGGUAUUUUAUAUCGUUCCUGUCUCCUAUACCACAUUAAUCAUCUAUAAUGCCUUUAAUCGUCGAGUAAUUCGAAUCCUGGAGAAGUUUUCACUCUUUCCUAUUACAGGGUACAUAAAUACAUAG